AAAGAGACUUUCUAAUCCCACAAAGCCCUCAAAAUCCUAACAACAAUCGAACCCUAUGUUACGUUAUCAAAUACAACACAUUCUCACCAGAAGUUGUGAAGAAAAUGCCAAAGUCUGAUCUUGUUGAAGAGGUACGUAGACUACAAGCUGCAUUGAGUGAGCAAACAGAUAUCAGCAAGCAGGAGUACGAAAAGCUUCAAGACGAGAAGAUUCUUUGCAAAGUUUGCAUUGUAGAGCCGAUCGACGUGGUUCUACUCCCAUGUAAACAUCACGCCCUCUGCAGCACAUGCUACAAGAAAUGCGAGAUCUGUCCGAUUUGUCGUGCCUUGAUUGAGGAAGGUACAUAUGCAUGUAUACGAUGCGUAGAUUUCAGACGAGUAGGUAUGCAUGUAUACUUUGGUGUAUGUUAUGACUUGCAACGGAGAAUCCGAUUACUUUUGUAGAUAAAUAUUGUAAUCCAUCGUCAACCUAAUUUUUUUUAUCUUGUAAUACAAGCACGU
Molecule: messenger RNA, 500 nt
Organism: Brassica oleracea var. oleracea
Lineage: Eukaryota; Viridiplantae; Streptophyta; Magnoliopsida; Brassicales; Brassicaceae
Product: cell growth regulator with RING finger domain protein 1-like
Exons: 4
Coding region: 105-443 (112 amino acids)
Source: RefSeq, a predicted model, not a curated record